Molecule: messenger RNA, 1356 nt
Organism: Trypanosoma cruzi
Lineage: Eukaryota; Euglenozoa; Kinetoplastea; Trypanosomatida; Trypanosomatidae
Product: mucin TcMUCI, putative
Exons: 1
Source: RefSeq, a predicted model, not a curated record
AUGACGACGUACCGACUACUGUGCGCCCUGUUGGUGUUUGCCCUGUGCUGCUGCCCGUCCGUGUGCGUGACAGCCAAUGGUAAUAAACAGAAGAACACAACCACAACGAGCACACCAGCACCAACUACAACGACCACAAAAGCACCAACUACAACCAUCACAACAAAGUCGCCAACGACGAUCACAACAAUGGAUCCAACGACGAUCACCACGAAGGCACCAAUCACGAUCACAACAAUGGAGCCAACGACGAUCACCACGAAGGCGCCAACCACGAUCACAACAAUGGAGCCAACGACGAUCACCACGAAGGCGCCAACGACGAUCACAACAAUGGAGCCAACGACGAUCACCACGAAGGCACCAAUCACGAUCACAACAAUGGCACCAACGACGAUCAAAACAAUGGAGCCAACGACGAUCACCACGAAGGCACCAAUCACGAUCACAACAAUGGCACCAACGACGAUCAAAACAAUGGAGCCAACGACGAUCACCACGAAGGCGCCAACCACGAUCACAACAAUGGAGCCAACGACGAUCACCACGAAGGCGCCAACCACGAUCACAACAAUGGAGCCAACGACGAUCACCACGAAGGCGCCAACGACGAUCACAACAAUGGAGCCAACCACGAUCACCACGAAGGCGCCAACGACGAUCACAACAAUGGAGCCAACCACGAUCACCACGAAGGCGCCAACGACGAUCACAACAAUGGAGCCAACCACGAUCACCACGAAGGCGCCAACCACGAUCACAACAAUGGAGCCAACGACGAUCACCACGAAGGCGCCAACGACGAUCACCACGAAGGCGCCAACGACGAUCACAACAAUGGAGCCAACCACGAUCACCACGAAGGCGCCAACGACGAUCACAACAAUGGAGCCAACCACGAUCACCACGAAGGCGCCAACGACGAUCACAACAAUGGAGCCAACCACGAUCACCACGAAGGCGCCAACCACGAUCACAACAAUGGAGCCAACGACGAUCACCACGAAGGCGCCAACGACGAUCACCACGAAGGCGCCAACGACGAUCACAACAAUGGAGCCAACCACGAUCACCACGAAGGCGCCAACGACGAUCACAACAAUGGAGCCAACCACGAUCACCACGAAGGCGCCAACCACGAUCACAACAAUGGAGCCAACGACGAUCACCACGAAGGCGCCAACGACGAUCACAACAAUGGAGCCAACGACGAUCACCACGAAGGCACCAAUCACGAUCACAACAAUGGCACCAACGACGAUCACAACAAUGGAGCCAACGACGAUCACCACGAAGGCACCAAUCACGAUCACAACAAUGGCACCAACGACGAUCAAAACAAUGGAGCCAACGACG